This is a messenger RNA of Paralichthys olivaceus (Japanese flounder), 627 nucleotides long. NCBI's taxonomy places the organism in Eukaryota, Metazoa, Chordata, Actinopteri, Pleuronectiformes, Paralichthyidae. The record is from RefSeq and is a predicted model, not a curated record.
UAAAUCUCGUCUUUUAACUUUGAUGAUGGAGAUGCUUCUUAAUUUUGACCAAUCUUGGCCCAUGUGAUAGUUGUUAAUCAUCAACAUUAUCUCAUUCUUUAUCAUCAAACAUUUGUUAUUUGCCAGUUUCUUUUAAUUUUCGGUUGAUUCAGCCUCUAAGCAAAGAUGCCCCGCUCUGCAGUCAAAUGCCAAGCCAGCAAGAGUAGACGUAUGUCACCUGUCCCAGUGGCCCCACCUGCAACUCAGGAGCUGGAAAUUAUUCCUGGUCGCUUAACCCAAACCCAGUGGAUGAAUACGUUGGUCCACGAGGACGCUGAUGAGAUAGUGGGGGACACUAUGGAUGAACUGUUGAGCAAAGUUAUGGAUGGCUGUUUGAAGGUGUACAUUGAAAGAGAGCUAGUACCUGUGUCCGCAUCUUGGGCCAAGAACUACCUCACACAGAUUUUAGAGCAACAAAUCAUUUGCCCAGAUGAGGGAGAAGGACCAGAGGUAGCAUCUAAAACUGAGAACUCAGAGCCAAUGCCAGCAGUCUGCGAUUCCUGGGCUCGAGGAUGUAUGCCUGUUGUCAUUGCUACUCCUCAAUUAUCUCACCCUACUUCUGCACAACAGGUAUGCUACUAUCGAUAG